This is a messenger RNA of Amphibalanus amphitrite, 3237 nucleotides long. RefSeq names its product transient-receptor-potential-like protein. The transcript has 20 exons. Gene Ontology annotation, biological process: manganese ion transport; calcium ion transmembrane transport; regulation of cytosolic calcium ion concentration. The record is from RefSeq and is a predicted model, not a curated record. The coding region runs from base 169 to 3237 and encodes 1022 amino acids. Lineage: Eukaryota; Metazoa; Arthropoda; Thecostraca; Balanomorpha; Balanidae. Gene Ontology annotation, cellular component: cation channel complex; membrane. Gene Ontology annotation, molecular function: store-operated calcium channel activity; protein binding; inositol 1,4,5 trisphosphate binding.
AUUUUUAUUUUUUUGUGAUCGCUUAUUCUUUUGGAUAUUCAGAGAUGUGUGGCUCAGUGAAGAGCACGUUUCUUCCAGAUGUACCUAUCUCACAUGUUUCUUCUCACAUGAACUAUUUUGCUUUUGCAAGAAGUGUUCUACUUUACAUCUCAACCAGUGCGGUAUAAGAUGAAGAUAUGCAUCAUUAUUAUGCAGCGUCUGUCGGACCCGCGCGAGCGCCAGUUCCUGGAGGCUGCAGAGCGUGGCGACAUGGCCACCAUGGUGCGGCUGGCCUCGGAACCGGAGCCGGUCAACGUCAACUGCACCGACAUGCUCGGACGGUCGGCGCUGCUUAUCGCCGUCGACAACGAGAAUGCAGAGAUUGUGGAGAUGCUGCUCAAGUAUGAGGCCGUCAUUACAGGUAACGCGCUGAUGCACGCGAUCGCCGAGGGCUCGUACAAGAUCGUGGAGCUGAUAGUUCAGCACCCGUCCAUCCAGAGCGACAUGCUGUCCUCACCUCUGCCACCCUCCGAGAGGAGCGACGCGCCGCCCGGCGUGUCGCCCAUCAUGAUGGCCGCCCAGUGCAACCAGUUCGAAAUCCUGCAGCUCUUCCUCUCAUACGGCGCGUUCAUCCGGCGUCCGCACGCCAGCGACUGCGGCUGCCGGCCGUGCACCGAGGAGAUCCAGGAGGACCGCCUGCGCCGCUCUCUGUGCCGCAUUCAGACGUACCGAGCGCUCAGCGGACCGGCCUGGAUCAGCCUGACCAGCGAGGACCCCAUCCUGGAGGCCUUCAGACUGUCGUGGGAGCUGACUGAGCUGAGUCGGAGGGAGAACGAGUUCCAUCAGACCUACCAGCAGCUGAGCGACCAGUGCAAACGCUACGCCUGUGACCUGCUCGAGCAGUGCCGCAGCUCAGAGGAGGUGCUGGCAGUGCUGGACCGGAGGACUCCUGGCGAGGACCUGGUGGCCGGCGAGGACGGAGAGGAGGUGGAGGACGCCGACUGGCCCGCUGCCGAGGACGAUCGGCCGGCGGCGCUCAGUAGACUCCGGCUGGCCAUCCGAUACGAACAGAAACAGUUUGUGGCCCACUCGCACAGCCAGCAGAUGCUGAUGUCCGUGUGGUACACGGGCCUGCCGCUGUGGCGCGGCCGGAACCCGCUGCUGAAGGUGCUCAUCUGCGCCGUCAUCGUGCUGCUCAUCCCGCUGCUCUCUGUACUCUACCUGCUCUUCCCGCGCUCCCGGGUCGGCCGGGCCAUCCGCAGUCCGUUCAUGAAGUUCAUCUACCACAGCGCGUCGUUUUGUUUCUUCCUGCUGCUGCUGGUGCUGGCCUCGAUGAGGCCCGAGGGCGACGAGCGCUCCCACGAGAACAUCCGCGGCCCCAAGCCGUCGCCCGUCGAGUGGCUCAUCAUCUUCUGGGUGGCCGGAAUGGUGUGGGCCGAGUGUAAACAGCUCUGGGACGAGGGGCUGAGCGGCUACGUGCGCCAGUGGUGGAACUGGCUCGACUUCGUCAUGCUCUCAAUCUACAUCUGCAGCUUCUCGCUGCGGGCGGUGGCCUACUUCCAGAUCCGCUCCGGAUCCUACGGCUGCCGGUCAAUGGACCGUCUGCUGUGGCCCAUCAACGACCCGACGCUGAUCGCCGAGGGCCUGUUCGCUGUGGCCUCCGUGUUCAGUUUCGCGCGCAUCAUCUACCUGUUCCAGACCAACCCGCACCUGGGGCCGCUGCAGAUCUCACUCGGAUGCAUGAUCAUCGACAUCAUCAAGUUUCUGUUCAUCUUUUUCCUGAUCCUGACGAGUUUCGCGUGCGGUCUGAACCAGCUCUACUGGUACUACCGACACACGCCCGGCAACAACUCGGGCGGAGAGCUGUUCAGAACAGCUCUUCAGAACGUGAGUACCGAGUCGUGUGGUCUGAACCAGCUCUACUGGUACUACCGACACACGCCCGGGAACAACUCGGGCGGAGAGCUCUUCAGAACUAUCGGCACCUCGUACACCACGCUGCUGUGGUCGCUGUUCGGCCAGAUCCCUGUGCAGGCUCUGGACCAGCGCCGCCAUCAGACCGUCACCCACCUGCUGGGUCAGACGCUGCUCGGAGCCUACCUCAUCAUGGCCGUCACCGUCAUGGUCAACAUGCUGAUCGCCAUGAUGAGCCGCAGCUUCCAGAUCGUCGAGGACCACGCCGACCGGGAGUGGAAGUUUGCUCGCUCGCAGCUGUGGAUGUCCUACUUUGAGCAGGGCUCCUCGCUGCCGCCGCCGUUCAACAUGGUCGUCAGCCCCAAGUGGGUGUGGUACGCCGUGCGCUGGGUGCUUAGCACGGCGAGACAGUGCACUGGGGCCGUGCGCGCCCGACUGCGGCCGGCGGAUAACGGCACGGCGCACCAGCACCACCACCAGCACCAGCAGAGGCACCAACACCAGCAGGAGCAGGAGCAGAAGACGGGAGUCAACGGCGGAGUGCGGUUCCUGCUGCGGGCGGGCUCGCGUGACUCGGAGGCGGACCGCGCCGAGGACAGCUGCGGAGCGGGCGGCGCGGGCCGACAGCCGCGGGUCUCGGCCACCACCUCUGUGUCCACGGCAGAGGUGGCGUUCGAGUGCCAGGUGCCGUACUCGGAGGUGAUGCGACGGCUGGUUAGCAGAUAUAUCUUCCAUUUCAAGAACCAGCAUCGCCACUCGGGUGCCAAUGAAGACGACUUCAUGGAGAUAAAGCAGGACAUCUCCAGUCUCAGGUACGAGCUGCGCGAGGACAGGAAGCGGGAGGCCUCGCGAAACUACCGUAACCUGGACAACCUGCGCAGGGACAUCGUCACCCUGUUCAGGGAGGAGCUGGGCGGAGGGCUGAACGUGCCGCCCGACGGCCGGGCCUACUCGUCCGACUGCGGACCCGACACCAUCUACAGGAAACCGUCCCGCAGAGGUCGCACCUCUCUGACGGCCCACUCGCAGCAGUUGUCGCUGGACCUGGGUCUGCUCGGCCGGCCGGAGGGCGGGGGCGGCGCUGCGGAGCCGGCGCCGCUCCGCUCCCCGGACGUAUCCGUCACCACGCUGGCCAGCCUGCGGCAGCUGGUGCGCCGCGAGGUCGAGCUGCUGCCGCAGGUCACCCCGGAGCGCACGCCGGCCGGCUCGCCCGGCUCGGCCGCCGAGACGUCGCCCGAGGCGCGCAGUCUGCAGCAGCUCAGCGAGCACAUUUGCCAGUGGCAGGAGGCGACUGGAGUGGACGGACAACAGGCGGCCUCUGUGGACCUCGACGGACGCUCCUGA